Molecule: messenger RNA, 1642 nt
Organism: Lucilia sericata (common green bottle fly)
Lineage: Eukaryota; Metazoa; Arthropoda; Insecta; Diptera; Calliphoridae
Gene: rasp
Product: protein-cysteine N-palmitoyltransferase Rasp
Exons: 1
Coding region: 79-1578 (499 amino acids)
Biological process (GO): protein palmitoylation
Cellular component (GO): endoplasmic reticulum
Molecular function (GO): palmitoyltransferase activity
Source: RefSeq, a predicted model, not a curated record
GAAGAAGCAAUUUGUUUACAUAUUCUCCCGACACUCUCGUAGUAUUAAAGCCGGUGCCGUCCUCCAUGUGCGUCCAAAAUGCAAACAAAGAAAUUAAAUUUGUACAAAAGUGAAGUUAUAACAUAUUUUAGUGUUUAUAUAAUUUAUAUUGUAUAUGAGUUAUGGAUGUUAAUAGAAGCCCGGCAUAAAAUUUGGGAAAUAUCUGUUUAUGAUUUCCCGCAAGGAUGGCCCAUAUUAAAUACCCUCAAAGACGACACAAAUGACGAGUUGUACGCCUUCAACGAAUACAUCAAAAUCUAUUGGCCCUGGUACAUAUUUCAUUUGGCAGCAUCAACUGUGGUCAGGAAAUUCAAUUGCAAAUGGCAAAGCUUAACUAAUGCAAUUAUUUGCCUGCUGAUUCUACUAAUGACAAUGAAACUGUUAUCGAUAGCUCUUAUUGGAUGCUUGGUCUUAUCCUAUUAUUUUAUAGCACGUAGUCACUCGAAAAAGUUAACAUGGCUGUUAUCUGUCUUAUGGAUGGUUGCAAUGAUAUUUCUUAAAUCGAGUCAUUACUUGCAACAGGAUCUUGGCUACAUCGAGUUUCACAAUGUAAUGGUGACGUUAUGUUGGUCCAUAUUACGUGGCUGUAGCUAUAGUUUACAAUAUGAAAAGUCUUAUCGUUUGAAAGAGGAAAAUCUUGAUAGUAAAUACGAUCUUCCACACUUUUUGGGUUAUACUUUAUACUUUCCGUGUUUAAUGUUGGGACCUUUUAUGGGAUACAAUCGUUAUAUUGUAUUGGACUAUACGAAUAGCCAUUUCGGAAAAACAAAGUUUAGAAGAUUUCUUUGGCAAAUAGCCAGAGUAAUAUUCUGGUGGCUUAUUCUAGAGGUAGCCACUCACUAUGUAUAUGUUCAUUACAUGGCUGUGGAUAUAGCAGCAGUAGAAAUCCUGGAUACCAAAUUUGGUCUAUAUGCUGUGGGUUAUUUUAUGGGUCAAUUUUUCUUUAUGUUCUAUGUCAUUUCUUAUGGUCUGGGUAUAGCUUUUGCACAGUAUGAUGGACUAAAUCCACCACGGAAACCCCGAUGUAUUGGUCUAGUUCAUUACUAUUCAGAUAUGUGGAAAUAUUUCGACGAAGGCCUUUAUGAGUUUCUCUUCUCACAUAUUUAUGCAGAAAUGUGCAUCAAAACUUCGUCGGCUCUAAGAAAGAUCCUAGCUACAGCUGCUACAUUUUCAUUUGUUUUUCUAUGGCAUGGCUACUAUGGAUAUGUUUUUAUAUGGAGUAUUUUAAAUUUUUGUUGUUUGGUGGGAGAAAAAAUUGUAAAAGGUUUAAUUAAAUCUCCCAAUUAUUUAAGAUUUAUGAAGAACAACCUAAAGCUAACUGAAGCAGGUCUUCAGCGCUUUAAUGCCUUAUUGGGUUCACAAAUCUUUAUACCGGCAGCAUUUUCAAAUUGUUAUUUUAUAAGUGGCUUAGAUGUUGGCAAUUACUUGAUGAAGGGAGUUUAUCAAGGUGGUUGGUGGAAUUAUUUAACUUUAACAUUUUGUACUUACUGUUUCUUCCAAUGUUGUGAAAUAUUAUUGCAAACGAAUUAUGUAAAUUAAGACCGACUUUAACACUGUACUGAAUUCUUUAUUUAUGUAAAUAAACUUGAAAAAUCGAAAAAAA